Molecule: messenger RNA, 2855 nt
Organism: Nymphaea colorata (pocket water lily)
Lineage: Eukaryota; Viridiplantae; Streptophyta; Magnoliopsida; Nymphaeales; Nymphaeaceae
Product: pentatricopeptide repeat-containing protein At5g42310, chloroplastic
Exons: 5
Coding region: 195-2279 (694 amino acids)
Molecular function (GO): protein binding
Source: RefSeq, a predicted model, not a curated record
AUGUGCCACCGCACCGGCAGAUAUUAUCAUCCACUCUGAGCGAUCCAAACGAGUGAGAGAGAUAAGAGAGGGAGAGAGCGAGGAGGAUAGAGGCAAGCAGACAAUGGUGGCUGUCUGUAGAUGGUCUGCCCUGGAGGAUAGGGUCGAUACCAGCAGUGGGAUCAGCAGAAGGUGGUUGAAGUAGACGGAGUGGCAUGAUAACCAUGCUGCUUCUCCCUCCUCAGUUCUCGACCAAUCCCUUCUCAUUGUACCUUCCCCUUCCUUCCUUCUCCCUUCAACAUCCUCCUCCUCGAUUACCGCUUCUCUCAGCUGUAUCAGCAACCCAUGGCAGCAGCAGCACGACCACCACCAUCACUUCUACAUCACCUUCAGCAGACCCCAACUCUCUAUACGCCCGUCGUUGGGACUUCGACCCCCUUCUCAAUUACCUCGACUCCACUACCGCAGCCAGCAGCAGCAGUAGCAGUAGCGGAAAUGAUAACAUCUGCAAGCUCGACGCCGUGGAAGCACGGUUGGUGGAGGAGUACAGGGCCGUUCCGGCCUCACUGUGGCACUCCCUCCUGAAAUCCCUGUGCUCGUCCUCGCGCCUUGCAUCGGCAUCGGCUCUCGUCACCUGGAUCCGCAAGCACAACCUCUGCUUCUCCUACCACCUUCUCUAUUCCAUCCUCAUCCACUCUCUCAGCAAGUCUCAGAAGCUCUACGAGGCCUUCCUUCUCUCCCACCAACUCGACGCCAUGAGCCCAUUCACCUACAACGCCCUCAUCGGCGCCUGCGCCCGCAACAACGACUACGAGAAGGCCCUCCACCUGCUGUCCGAGAUGCGCCGGCUGGGCAUCCACUCCGACCCCAUAAAUUACAGCCUCGUCGUCCAGGCCUGCACGCGCGCCGCCGUCGACCCACGCGUUCUAGACCGCCUCUGCGACGAGCUCCGGGAAGACGGCAUUGAGCCGGAUGCCCGCCUCUGCAACGAUCUCAUCCUGGCCUUUAGCAAGGCCGGAGACCCAGACCGCGCCCUCUUCUUCCUCUCCAGAAUUCAAGGCCAGGGGCUCAGCCCCAAGACAGCCACAUAUGUCGCCCUCAUCUCUGCCCUCGGCAACUUCGGCCGCACCGACGAGGCCGAGGCCGUCUUCCACGAGAUCGGCGAGAGCGGACUCCAGCCGAGGGCUCGUACCUUCAACGCCCUACUCAAGGGGUUCGUCAAGAGGGGUCUCCUAGACGAGGCGGAGGGCGUGGUUUCUGAGAUGGAGAGAGCCGGUGUUUCCCCCGACGAGCACACCUACAGCCUCCUCCUCGACCUCUACACUGGCGCCGGCCGCCAGGAGAGCGCUCGGAUACUUCUGGAGGAGAUGGAGGCCAGCAAUGUCCGCCCAAAUUCCUACGUCUUCAGUCGGCUGCUGGCGAGCUACCGCGACGCCGGCGAGUGGCAGAUGGCGUUCUCAGUUUUCAGAGAAAUGAGGAAAGCUGGUGUUUCCCCUGACCGCCAUUUCUAUAAUGUCAUGAUGGACACCUUCGGCAGGCACAAUUGUCUCGAGCACGCUGUUCACACCUUCGAUAAGAUGCUCUCCGACGGAAUUCGGCCCGAUAAUGUCACCUGGAACACUCUGAUUAAUUGCCAUUGCAAGGCGGGCCAGCAUGAUCGCGCUUUGGAGCUCUUCCGGGAGAUGAAGGAAAGCGGGUGUGCCCCCUGCACGACAACCUUCAACAUACUGAUCCAUUCGUCUGGGGAGCAGGGCAGGUGGGACGAGUUGGAGUCCAUGCUCGGGGAGAUGAGGAGCGAAGGAUUGUUGCCCAACAUCGUCACGUAUACCACCCUCGUCGACGUUUAUGGGCAGUCAGGCCGCUUCAAGGACGCCAUUGAAUGCUUGGAGGUCAUGAAGGCCACUGGCCUGAAGCCAUCGCCGAGCAUGUACCAUGCUCUGGUGAAUGCCUAUGCGCAGAAGGGUUUCUCUGAGCAAGCUGUUAAUGCAUUUAGAGUCAUGAGAGCUGAUGGUGUACGACCGAGCGUUUUGGUUCUUAACUUGUUGAUAAAUGCAUUCAGUGAGGACAAGCGAGACCAAGAUGCAUUUGCAGUGCUAGACUACAUGAAGGAAAAUGGUCUUCAGCCAGAUGUCGUGACAUAUACGACCCUCAUGAAGGCUCUGAUCCGUGUUGAGAAGUUUGAUAAGGUCCCUAGUAUCUAUGAGGAGAUGAUUUUGUCAGGGUGUAGGCCAGAUAAAAAAGCUAAGGCAAUGUUGCGAUCAGCACUCCGAUAUAUGAAACAGACACUGUUUAACAGUUGAUGGCCAACGCAACUACUUCGUAACUGUACAGCUCAAACAUUUUCAUUCAUCUGCUGAUACUGUUAAGAUGUCAGCUCCCUGUGAGUUACUGGUCCUAGUGGAAGUAGCCGGAGACCAUGCUAUCACUGGGUUCUUCUCCACUUAAAGUGCAGUCUGCCCAGAGAAAAUUUGAGGACAUGAAUAGAUAACUUAGCUUUCCCUGUAGGUCCAGUUCAUUUAAGCAUUUGAGAUCACCGAUGGCUAUUCAAUCCUGCAGGCGGCCAAGAUUUUUUUCAUCAAGCUCUGUUCUAUGACUGUCAAAAACCAAGGUCUAGUAUAUCCCAUGUUCAACUGAAAAUAGAGAUGUAGUACUUUAGCAGGGCCCAAAGCCAAGUGAUUUUCAGCUCAGAUGCAAAUCAAAAUUGUGGUCAGCUGAAGCACUGCUUAAUAGGGUGGCAGUUCGCUGCAACCAUUGUUCUUGAUGAACUACUUGGCUCGAUGGUGUACACCCCUUUGACAAGGGUUUGUUGUUGUUUUGUACAGAUUCAAGUUGGUGAUGAGAGAAAUGAUCAUGAUAUUGUUUACAGUAAUGCACCA